AUGCUUGAUAAACGACCAGAUACUCAUUGUGUGGCCCGAGUACAUGUAUGCUUCUUGUGUUUAGUACUACUGGUCUGCAUUAUUACAGCAGCCAUUACACACCUAUCCUUGGAUCCACUCAAGAAAAAGAUAAAUUCCCAACUGAGCAAAACAUUUUACAAUCAACUGGGCAAGUACGACCCCAAGGCUAGCAAUGGUCCCGAUGUGGUGGUUCGAUCAGUCUAUGUGGACCUGAGGCAUCGCUAUGGGCAUCGGAAUGCUACUGUGUUUCUAAUCGAAGUCCGUAAACAUUUUCUCUACACUUCACUGAUCACAGGUUGUACUGUUGGGGACCACUUUACAAGUGUUUUCAAGAUUCACCCGAUCUACAUAAAUGGGAAAACGGGAAAGCUAAUCGAUGAAAAGCCUUCCCUUACACAUGCAAUGGCACUUGUUGACUGUUUUGAUCUACCAGCUAGCAACGGAAGUAAAGCAGCUUUGUUGUACAGAACUAAUAUUAAUGGAUUUGUCAUUCCUGCUGAAUCAGAACGACCUGUAUACAUUCCUUAUCAUCACAGUGAUAAUUCACCCUAUACAAUUGCUGCAUGUCUGGCAGUUGUGUAUGGUCGACCGACAUUCUUGAAGGACUGGUUGCAGUAUCAAAAAGCCAUUGGAAUUACUCAUGUUCACAUUAUUGCUGAUGCCAGUUUUAACGGUUUCGAGUUGCCUUAUAUUAAAUCUGAUCUCUCGUCUGGUUUUUUGACUAUUGACAUAUGGAAAGUUUGGCUGAAAACAAACACAGAAAUUCACUACCAUUCACAGAUGUUGGCUUAUCACGACUGUAUCUAUCGUUAUCAAGGCACCUACGAUUACAUCAUGAUGGUCGAUCAAGAUGACUUCUUUGUACCCCUGAACCCCAAUAGGACCUCGUUACACUGGUACAUAGACAACUGGUGUCAGGAAGGAGCGUGUGUAUUUGACUGGGUAGAGUAUUAUCCUGAUUGUGGUCUGACUAAAGACAAUGGCGGUAUACCUCCUGGCAAUCUCACCAGUCGACUCGUUUCACAGUCUCACAAAUGGCUACCAUUUAAGAAGUCUUUAUAUCGAGUUCUCGACACCAUAGAGGUAGGAAUUCACGAUCCACGGGAGAUGAUGCCACGUACAGGAGGAAAGACAGUGCCUGACAACCAAGCAUAUGUGGCUCACUUGAGAGCAUUUAGACGACCUCCCAAUGGCUGCUAGCUAUAGCUCUCUUGUUUACUUUUGUCACAGCUAUAGGUUAAUAUUGUCUUGCACACCCCAUGGCUCUCUUACUAUUAUAGUCUGUCACUUAUUUCGUCUAUGUCAUUGAUAUGAUAUUAUGCAC
Molecule: messenger RNA, 1345 nt
Organism: Halichondria panicea
Lineage: Eukaryota; Metazoa; Porifera; Demospongiae; Suberitida; Halichondriidae
Exons: 1
Coding region: 1-1221 (406 amino acids)
Cellular component (GO): cytoplasm
Molecular function (GO): glycosyltransferase activity
Source: RefSeq, a predicted model, not a curated record